This is a messenger RNA of Rhinichthys klamathensis goyatoka, 3462 nucleotides long. It is a transcript of the gene phldb2a, whose product is annotated as pleckstrin homology-like domain, family B, member 2a. Gene Ontology annotation, cellular component: basal cortex. NCBI's taxonomy places the organism in Eukaryota, Metazoa, Chordata, Actinopteri, Cypriniformes, Leuciscidae. The coding region runs from base 197 to 3460 and encodes 1087 amino acids. The transcript is spliced from 19 exons. Gene Ontology annotation, biological process: regulation of microtubule cytoskeleton organization. The record is from RefSeq and is a predicted model, not a curated record.
ACGGCCAAGGUCUUGCCGCACUCACUCAGCAUCGCCUCUGUCCUCUUUUGUCAUGCUAAACUGGUCGGGCACAGAGAGGACCGACCGCGCAUCAUUCUCCUCCUGAUGCUUCGUCAAUGGGACACUAAAUAAAGGGUGUACUCUUUGUCUGGUAAAUCUUUUUUUCUGUUUCAACCAACCAGAAGAGGCAAAUCACAUGAAGAACAUGCUGCCAGAAAAGACUGCAGGACCCGCACUGUCCCUCAGCACGGACACAACAAAGUUUCAUUCCAAUGGCGGCACAUUGGUUGGAUCCUGUGUUCGUGGCACACGCUCCAAGGCAGAGCUUCAGGAGUUGAUGGAGAGCUUGCAGCGCAGAAAGUCCGCUCUGGAGGCCAGCUUAAAGGCUACUUCAGACCGCGGUUACCUCACUUUGUCCCCCCCUCCCAGUCCCCAAUCAGCUUCCUCCUAUCUACAGGACCGUCCACCCCUUUCUAUUCGAGUUCCCUCCCCUUACACACCCUCCAGCAGCCUGAGCAUGCCACCAUCACCCCACCAAUCAGAGCGCCCCAUAAGUCCAGUCCCAAGCCAAACCCGUGGCCGGCACCAAUGGCAGGACAACCUGUUGAUUUGCCACCCUUUAGAAGGACGAAAUCCCAACACUGCCAGCUCACUCCUUUCUAUGUGGAACGGCUCUUCUUCCUCCUACAUGACUGAUGCUCUUCCUUCAUCCCGCCGAGGUCCAAGUGGUGCAGCCAGCAUGCCCUCCAGCCCUCGCUUGGGGCGCAGACUGCUAACACGAGAUGGGGAGUCCACUGUUGAACCAUUGCUCCGCCAAAGGAAAUACUCCACCGGCUCUCUGAAUGGCCUGGGGGGACAUAGUCUCUCUCUGCCCAGGUUGUAUCGAGGAGACGCCCCAGUGCUUUCUUUGCCACCCCGGCGUAGCACCAAACCACGCCGCAGCCUCCCAUCCUUGGAGAAACCACCAGAUGUGACUGUGAUAGCCAACGUGACCAGCAGUUCUCGCAGGGCCAGCCUUUGCUCUGUGGGAUCUGCCCCAUGUUUGGAUCUAGGAGUAGGAGAAAGGCGGUUGUCAUUUGGUAAAGGAGGCCUGGGGCCUGGCAUGGGGCCGAGAAGGGGCAGUAUCAGUUCUCUCAGUGGAAAAGAAGAGCUCAGAGAUUAUCAUCAGAGACAAAGAGAUGAGAGACUUCGAGAACAGGAAGUGGAAAGACUGGAGCGCCAGCGUCUUGAGACCAUCCUGUCCCUGUGCUCUGAGCUGGGCCGGUCUGAUCUGUGCCAGAUGGAGACUGAUUCGGGUGUCUCAGCUGUGUCGGACCUGCAGAAGAUCAACCGAGAGCUGGAGAAGCUGCAGGUGUCUGAUGAUGAGUCUGUGUUCUCAGACUCUGCAGCAGUGUCUCUGGAUAGUGGGUAUCUGGGUAAGGGUCGGAUAGAGAUACUGACUCAGAGACAGCGCAGACUCAGCGGACACAGGGAGACCAGGCCCCAGUCACCCACCACUAGCCUACGAAGCUCAGCCCCCUCGCCCUCUCCACAUCUCCGCAGCAAGCAGGUAUCUGAAGACAGGCAGCUGAGGCAGGAAGUGACACGUAUAGAAGAGGAGAGGAUUCAGGUGUUUAACAACAUCGAGGAACUUGAACAGAAGAUCCGAGAUCUAGACACACAGAUGGACGAGUCUAUCAGAGAGAUGGAGGUGGAGAGAGCUCUUUUAGAUGGUGAGCAGGAGGCAGAGGUCACUCAGCUACAGAGCGAUAAAGAAAUGCUGGAGCAGCUCAACCAAAAAAUGGGGAACAUGGAGAAAAAUGCUCAAAGAAAUCAUACUCGGGACAAAGCCUGGUUGGAGGCUGAGAGAGUUAAAGUAGAGAGGCUAGCUGAGCUGAUUUCAGAGCAGAAGACCCAGUUGGACACCUGUCCUGAAGCACUGAAGGAGCAGCUACAGAUUCAGCUAUCCAGGCUCUGGAAAUACCAUUUUUUCUUGUUGGACACUGAAGCUUUAGAAGCGGAAACAAAGCGUUUUGAAGAUUUGGAGUUUCAGCAGCUGGAAAAAGAGAGCCGUCAAGAUGAAGAGAAGGAGACGCAGACGCAGCAACUCCUCAGAGAGAUUGCAGAAUAUCAGAGAUCUGUUGUCACUCGCAAGGAGAGGCUACUUACCCUGAAGAAGCAGUCGACCCAGAUUACCCAGCAGGCACAGCGGGAAAAGGAGAACUUCUUGAAAGAGAAGAGCAACCUCAUUUAUAUGCUGCAAAGGGAACGGGAAAACCUUUCAUCUUUAGAGAGGAAGUACUCUGAGCUGACAGGUGGCCAGGCAUUUCCUCUUAACCCUGUGUCCAUGAAGGAGCACUUUCGCUCUCUGGAGGAGAGGAGGCGGAGUAAUUGCAGUAAAGAGGGCGGAGUUCUGCUGAGUGACAGUGGAAUGUCCCGUAAAAGAGAGAGGCAGAGCUCUGGAACCUUAAACUCUGCCCUUAAUCGCAGUCUGUCUCCCAAGGUCAGACAACAGAUACGGCACAUCGGAAAACCCCAUAUGCCGCUGUCUCAAAGCUCUAGCUGUGGUAGUGUACUUCCCCGCACCCUGUCUGUCACCUCCCGUGAUCUGGACACUCGCCGCCUGCUCAAGGCAGGUCAAAUGUAUCUGAAUGACGAGAGGCAGAGAAUGAGUGAGAUGUCCAAUAGAACGGUUUCUGAGACAAAUGUCUUCCUGGAGCCGUUCCACUACCUGGAUAACGGACACAACUUUGACACAAUGAGCGUGGACAGUACAGAAAGCUUGGAGACCAGCAUUUCCGCCUGUUCACCAGACAACAUCUCAAACGCUAGCACAGCUAACAUGGCAAAGAUAGAGGAGAUGGAGCGCAUGCUAAGAGAAGCUCAAGCUGAGAAGAACAGACUGCUGGAUCACAGGGAGCGGGAGAUGGAGUUGCGCCGACAGGCUCUUGAAGACGAGAGAAGGAGGAGGGAGGACUUGGAAAGGAGACUGCAGGAAGAGACAAACCGCCGACAGAAACUAGUGGAGAGAGAGUCUCGUCCUUUGACACGUUAUCUCCCAGUGAGAAAGGAUGAAUUCGACCUGAGAGGUCACAUCGAAGCAGCGGGUCACCAUCCUGAAACUUGUUUUCACCUAGCCAUCACUGAGAAGACCUGCAGGGGGUUCUUGGUCAAAAUGGGUGGAAAAAUCAAAACAUGGAAGAAGCGCUGGUUCGUCUUUGACCGCAAUCGAAGGACGUUGGCAUAUUAUGCUGAUAAACAUGAGACCAAAAUGAAGGGUGUUAUCUACUUCCAAGCCAUUGAGGAAGUGUAUUACGACCACCUAAAGAACGCACACAAGAGCCCAAACACCUCCCUGACGUUUAGUGUGAAGACGCAUGACCGGGUUUAUUACAUGGUGGCUCCUUCCCCAGAAGCCAUGAGAAUCUGGAUGGAUGUUAUCGUCACUGGAGCGGAGGGAUAUACACACUUCCUGGUGUGAGC